AUGAGCAGUGGUCCAGCAUGGAAACGGGAAAUUGUUCCAGAUCAUAAGUUCGACUUCAUCGACACCCGUGAAUUUACCGACAAUGGGUUCCUCAUGCGCCUGAAAUAUCUUUGGCUUUAUAUUAUUAUCCUCAAAUCAUUUCUUGUCUACCUUUCCGAUAUCUUCACCGCUACGACCAUGUUGACAACUUCAACAUGGUCCAACCAAAUCUUCAACGACUGUCAGAAUCAAGAUGGUUGCUUCUAUAUCCCCUUUAAUGUUGGGAAGUGGCUGUUCGUAGGAUGUAUUAUUUUUGGCUUCCUCCUGGUAUGCUACAGUCCUAGGCAAGAGAACCUGGCGUACGAAGCCCGGAAAUCGAAGAAAAUCAUCGCUAGUCGUGAUAUCUCUUACGCUUUCACGAACGUGAUGGCUAAUCACUAUUACUCCCUCCGCUCGUAUGAUCACUUCUGCUUCUUCGAUCAUAUCAGUAAUUCAACGAAGAAGAAAGACGACUUUGCAUUCUUCAUCUUCUUUACGUUCAAGAGUUGGAAGCGCCUGUUACUGUCUGAUGGGCCAAGACAAACAAUCAACGCUUUGACACUUUAUAGUAUCUACCUGGCGAAGAACGACAAGGGAUCUUGGUACGACAUCAGCAAAUACUUCGCAGGAAAUAGUCUGUCAACCUCCGCUCUGACUGUCUCCACGUUCUUCACCUUCGUCAUCUUCGCUGGCUCGCUCUUACUGUUGAUUAUGGCUGGCAUAUUCUACAUUCCUUUGUUGUGCUACAUUCAAGGAAACCUUAAGGAAUACGUAUGCCACAAGGUUGACAAGCGAAUCGCAGAGGUUAUCAAGCGUAGAAACAAGGAGCGGCUCGCAAAGGCUGCUGCGCUAGCGAAGAAGGAGGCUAUGGGUGACUUCUCCCACUUGAAAAACAAGAAGGGCGAGAUAGUUGGCAAACCUUUGCCACAGCCGACUCUUCCAAACCUCUCAGUUGACGACGACGACGACGCUAGAUCUAUCUCCAAGCGCGGGCCAGGUGGUACCUACAACCAGGAUUACUACUAUGACCAGAAGAGCAUAGCGCCAAGCUAUCACACAAAUCCCGCCGGUGCCGACUACACCGACUAUCCUCCAAUGCCGGCUCACAACGCUGGGUAUUCACACCAGACUGCAGGCACGUUCAAUCAAUAUAUUCCGUCUUCGGAAAACUACGAGCCACAGCACCAAGGCUACGAAGAAGAAUACGGCAGCACAGUUCAUCUUCAGGAAGGUGCUACUCUUGCUUAUCAAAGUAAUGAUCAAGGGCCGUACGAUUCAUAUGGGAGCUCGGGGGCGCCAGGGCAAUAUGUUGCAAACGCACACGAUGUGUACCAAGGGAGAGCAAAUCCAGGAGCACAUUUGCCGUAUAAUGGUGCGAGCAGGCAGGCUUACGAUGUGGAGGAUUAUCCUAGCCAGCAGUAUACGCACGCACAUAAUUAUGACUACACGGCAGCAAUUGGGGAUGGUUACCACUAUCAGGGGUAUGCUGCACACGGCUCACAUGAGUAUGGACAUGCUUUGUAG
Molecule: messenger RNA, 1542 nt
Organism: Suillus subalutaceus
Lineage: Eukaryota; Fungi; Basidiomycota; Agaricomycetes; Boletales; Suillaceae
Exons: 8
Coding region: 1-1542 (513 amino acids)
Biological process (GO): potassium ion transmembrane transport
Cellular component (GO): plasma membrane
Molecular function (GO): potassium ion transmembrane transporter activity
Source: RefSeq, a predicted model, not a curated record